AUGACAGCUUGUCGUGCCUCCCUUUCCCCGUUUGGGCAGCAGGCUCAGGGCUGGGCCCUUUUUUCCCUUUUUCCCGGGAAUACUUUGUACAAAGACUGGGGCAGGUGUGAAGAGUGCCUAUUCCAUGCUUGCCUUUGCUAUGCCUGCAUCCCCAGCACGGUCCUGGGGCCCCCUGACCCCAGCCAGGUCUCCCUCCUAGGCACAGGCAGAGAAGGGAGAUGCUCUCAGAACCCAGUUCUGUCCAUAUUUCAGGGGAAUGUUUCCAUUUGCCAAAUCCUAGUCCCACGAUCUGUCCCCAAAGGGGAACAAAGGGACUUCUGA
Pipistrellus nathusii (Nathusius's pipistrelle) is the source of this 321-nucleotide messenger RNA. NCBI's taxonomy places the organism in Eukaryota, Metazoa, Chordata, Mammalia, Chiroptera, Vespertilionidae. The record is from the annotation of a GenBank genome assembly.